ACAAGUUGUAACACAGUGUAUAAAAAUGGCUUCAAGCAGUGAACGGGUAUACAAAUAUAUUGCGCCUGCACCACCGGCCGAACUCAUCGACUGUACCAACUACACAAUCGAUUUUGUAAAUCGCAAGUUUUUACAAGUCGGCAUCGAUCCUACACAUGAGUUCAAUGUCUCUGUACGCAUAAUUACUCCGUCGCGUUUUGUAAACAUUUCCGUGGACUUUUUGAAACGUAUAUAUUCAUUGAUGGGGCAUAUUCUAUCACAUAUACUGGAUACUACAGUAAAAUACAAAAGAUUUAUUUUUCUGGAGAACGAAUUUGUUUUGCUUACGUCUAUGAUAUAUAGAGGGGAGUGUAUGUUGGUGAUAGAAUCAAAAGUUGAACAUGGAUGUAGAAUUUUAUUAAGUCCGAAAGAACUAAUGGCAAUUCAAAACAUGGAGUGGACUAUUUUCGAAACCGUAAGCAGAAAAACGAUGGUCGUACGGCCAAUGAUUCUAUUACAACUUGAUCAGAUAACGGAAUAUUUUAAAAAUGAUUAUAAUAUUGAAAAAGACGCGACAUUCGAAGAAUUUGUAGCAAUAAUCAAAGGAAUUCAAAUUGAAUUAAUAUCUAAACAUGUACCGAAGAACAAAUAUAGUUUUAUAAAUCAGAUAAAACUGCUUGCAACUGACCAACUAGCAAUUGGUUGGAUGGAGAAACUUAAUAAAUCAUUAAAAGGUGUCGAAGAAAAUUACGGUCCGGAAGAUUUCUUCUCGCCUCCGUUUACUCAGAGUUGUAUGUCUCGGCCAAGCAAACAGUCAAAGAAGACGGUGAACGAUGAAUACGAUGGACCCGCCCCCGCCAGAGACGAAACAAAAAAUUUAAAAGAUUUUUUCGAGACAUAUGAUUCAGCGAUGACACCAAUAGAAGCCGACAAUAUAGCAGACGAAAACAGUUGUUUUUCUCAAUAUUUGUUUUGA
This is a messenger RNA of Metopolophium dirhodum (rose-grain aphid), 955 nucleotides long. RefSeq lists its product as uncharacterized. The transcript has 4 exons. The record is from RefSeq and is a predicted model, not a curated record. The coding region runs from base 26 to 955 and encodes 309 amino acids. NCBI's taxonomy places the organism in Eukaryota, Metazoa, Arthropoda, Insecta, Hemiptera, Aphididae.